GUUCCUUUAAAUUUCUUUCUUCUUCCUGCACGUCUCGAGUAUAUUUCGCCCUUCCCUUCCUUUAACUAGUGACUCCGAGUCCGACUACAACUACGACUACGAGAGAUACCCUGAGACGAUGUCAACCCCCAAGUACACCCAACUCCAGCCUCAGGCAGUCGAAAAACCGCAUCUCCACCCUUCGCCGACCUCGAAGAAUGCCAAACCCAGUUCGUCCUGUAACGCCCACUAUGGGUGUUCGCACCACCCUCGAGGUCACGGCCUCCUCUCCCACAAGUUCACUCCACGACUCCGAAUCGCAUUGGCUAUCGCUGCCUCGAUUCUAGGUCUCACCCUCGCUGGAGUCGUAGCUUACCUCGGCGGUGGGACGAGGGAUGUGUUCUUUUCGGGUGGGAUGGUGCAUGGGUUUGGGGGUGGGGUUGGUCACGGUGUGAAGAGGGAGUUGGCGAAGGGUUCGGAUGGUGGUGGCCCGGGGGGCGAUGGGUUGGGUCUGGGAGGUGGUGUGGCGGAUUGGGGUAUCGCGUUGGCGCAGGAGGUUGGGUCCACCUCUACGGGUAGUGGUGGGGAUAGUCCGUUUACGUCUCAGAAACUAUACCUAAUCGUCAUCUUCGUCGGAUUAUUCGUCGUCCUCGUUUUGGGUAUUAUGCUCAGUGUGUGGUGUUGCAAGGGAGCCUUCAAGAACCCCCUAUGCUGCCCGUGCUACCUGUGCGCGUGCUGUGGUGGUCUAGCGUGCUUGCAGUGUAUCGGGUGCGGGCUUUGUUUGGAGGGGUUGGAUGAGAUGGGGGAUAUGGCGUAAGGCAAGGUGAUAUGGUGUGGGGAGGUGGCGGAAGGCGAGAUGACGGGGUUAAGGGGAUAUGGCGUGAAGCGAGGAGGGAUUUAAGAUGUGGUGUGGUAUGGUAUGGAUGGAAUAUACCCUUCUUGCUUUCGUUCCGACAGACAAUUUAAAUAAGCGUUCUAUUUCGGACACUUCAGAGUUAAUCGUAUCCGGACUUGUAAAACAUUCCUUUUCGGACAUUUUUGUUAUGAUUACGCGCGUGGUUACUACUAUUAGCGCUCGAGGCGCUCGCGUUGUUUACAGUCGAUAAAGCCUUCUGAUACAGUCUAGCUUGACUUACAA
Coprinopsis cinerea okayama7#130 is the source of this 1117-nucleotide messenger RNA. RefSeq lists its product as hypothetical. The record is from RefSeq and is a predicted model, not a curated record. The coding region runs from base 119 to 796 and encodes 225 amino acids. The transcript is spliced from 3 exons. NCBI's taxonomy places the organism in Eukaryota, Fungi, Basidiomycota, Agaricomycetes, Agaricales, Psathyrellaceae.